This is a messenger RNA of Mollisia scopiformis, 1238 nucleotides long. RefSeq lists its product as uncharacterized. Bases 1 to 1023 code for a protein of 340 amino acids. NCBI's taxonomy places the organism in Eukaryota, Fungi, Ascomycota, Leotiomycetes, Helotiales, Mollisiaceae. The transcript has a single exon. The record is from RefSeq and is a predicted model, not a curated record.
AUGGAAGCCUCAAAACCCUCUCUAGAAGCGCUACGCAUGAGAGAGGUCGAGAAGAUUGCUGCGACUAUCGCUGCAGAAGCUCACCAGUUCGGACUGGAGCCAAGAGGAGUUUCGGAAGACUCUUUGAGAGCUGUCCUUGAAAGCACUCAAUCGCUGCUCAAUAAACUCAAGACUUGGACGAGUUCGUCUAGUACCUCGAUCGAGCUGGGAGACUUUCACUAUUUCCAAAAUCUCCCCGAUGAAUUGAAGGUCCUCAUCUGGAAAUUCUCACUGCCGUCGGCGAGAAUUUUGCCCGUUCAGCACCAUAUUGACCACGACCGUUAUGCCAAGGACCGAUCGGAUCAAGAGCUAGAGCCUGGCGAACCAGCAGCAUUGGAAUUAUUCCUUGAAUACCAGAAAGAUCCUUCGAAGUACAUGACCACGGUUCUUCGCCAUGAACAAUCGAGUAUCUUGUGGGUCUGCAGGCAAUCCCGCGAAGAGGCCUUGAAAGUAUUCAGCCUUCGGCUAGACACCACAAAAACUACUUGCGGUUUCAGAAUUGAUCCCGGCUUCGAUACUCUCUACUUUCAAUACUCUAACAGACGGAACCACGAUAUGCACUUCAAAUUCGAGACUGGUCAGCUCUGGCAGAGCAUCGCAUUGAGCGCGAUCCAGCACCUUGCGUUCGACACGAAGAGACUGACCAACAUCUUGGAUGUUGAGCUGGGCAAUCCAUUCCGAAGAUUGGGUGCUUUGAAGGAUAUCACUGUUGUAUGCCACAGCACGGGGUGUAGAUUGCACGAUCGUGAACUCGCAUAUCGGAGCAUUCACCUCGAAGUCCUCGUCGAAAACUCGCCGCCUUUCCCGGUAAUUGGAAGUUAUGAGCAGAUUCAGAGGUUGCGAGAUAGAUUCUCAGUAUGUCGGGCGACAAAGCCAGAUUGGCACGUGCCAAGCAUUAUUCUCAAGACAGCGAGAAUGGAAGGUAGUUCCAAGAUAUGCUGCGAGAUGACGUGGAAAGAACUCCAAGCCGUAAUUGGUAUGUGAGAGAUUAGAUACCAUCUACCUGGUCUCUGCAACCAAUGACGGCAUGUACAUUCUGGACGAUAAAUGCUGGCUUAAUUUUGCAGUGAAGAAUUAGCUUGAGGGCAUGCUCGCAAGACUCGAUUGGAAGCACAUGGCUAGUGGAAAUUUGCAGCAAAGGAAUAUCUAGCGGAUCCUGGCACUGGCAUUUGCACCCCUAAAUAGCUCGAGAAUAACAA